GUUAGCCUGCUUUGAGAAACGUUUAGCCCCUACCACAUAAUGAGAUAUUCUGUCAAAGGUUAAAAGUUGCAACCCUCAGCUGGACGCAUGGUCGCACUGUUGGUGGAAGAAAAAUGCAUGGUUGAGGCCAACUUUGAAGAAUUGUGAUGUUAUUUGUUCGUGGUUCAAAAGACAGAUCGAAUUAUGAUGCAGCUGUACCGACAUGUGGGAUGUCAUCUGAAAUGCCAGGCAGUUGUGUGCCGGGUUCGGAAACGGAUGGUUCAAAAUGGGCAAAGUUAUGAUCAGAGGUCCCCGGGUGUUCUGUUUGCUCGUCUGUUUUCGACGGAAAGAGACCAUGCCAAAGAUGAGAAACAACAGGAAGGUAGGCUGGAGGACGAAAAGAAUAAGGGAAGCGAAAUGUUAGAAUCCUCUCCCCAGCCUUCCUAUCCAUCGGAUUCACCACAAGAACCAACUGCAGGGUCAGAUCAGGAUCAGGAACUCGGUAUGCAACCCAUGGGCCGCCGAUUGCGUGGGCGCCCCCUGUCACCUUUUCAACGCGUUACAGGAUUUAUGCCUCCGGACUUCUGGAAGAGCAAAGCGGCCGACUUGGGUGCAUUCGAGAUGGAAUCUGCUCAAAAGUCUAGCAAUGAAAGUGAGUCAUUGAAAGAAGGAAAAAUAAGUCAUAAAACUAGUAACGAGACUAGAACUGAAAACAAUAAAGUUUUUCAAGAUGACCGUAUGGACAAAGACUAUGAUGAUCAACUCUCAGGGAUGAAAGAUGAGAAAGACUUGAGCUCAACAGGAAGAUCAAACUUGUUUCCAUUUGACUUGAAUUUUAAUCUACCAAAUUUUAAAGUGUUCAAAUCGCCUGUGAAGCAGUUGCCCCUCAGGGUAGGAGAAGCAAUCAUAGCGGAGCUGAAGGAACAGAAAGAAGUCCAGCACUUUUGCAAGAUGUGGAUCCUGGGUGACAAAAGGAAGGUCAACAGUAAGCAUGGGAUGAUUCUGUUUGAAGACAUCAUAGGGAAGAAUCCAGGAGACACCUACAUCACCUCAACUGGCACAGAGAUGAUCAUUCGCCGCCCGAGUCUAGAAGAGUUCACACUCCAAAUGAAGAAGAUUGCUGCUAUCCCACACCCAAAGAACAACAACACAGCCCUGUGCCUGUUGGAUGUGUCACCAGGAGACUGGGUACUGGAGUGUGGGACUGGGUCUGGUGCCAUGACUCUCUUUCUGUCCAGAGCAGUGGGAGUCACAGGCAGGGUCAUCUCCUUUGAUAGUAAGGAGGAUCACCUGAACAGAGCUAAACGUAACUACAGGCUGUGGAUGGACUCCUGGAAGCUGAGUCACGAGACAGACUGGCCCGACAAUGUGACCUUCCAUCAAGCAGAUGUGAUAAAUGCCACAGACAAGGUCAAACACCUGCUGGAUGGGGCAUUCCUAGAUAUGUUGACUCCUAACAUUGGAUUGCGUGCAGUCUUACCUAUCAUCAAGCCUGGCAAAGUGAUUGCAUGCCACAUCGUCAACAUGACACAGGUGGUCGACCUGGUGGCCAGCAUUUUGAAGCAUCAGCUGCCAGUGGUAGUGGAGCAGGUGUUAGAGGUGGAACACAGGAACUGGCUCGUCACACCUGCACGACAUUACACAGGCAGACUCAUCUACAAGCCUGGCAGCACAUCACAUGGGGAGAUCAGCAGUGAUGAGGAACAAGGAUCUUCAACACAAGAGGAGAAUGGGGAGCAGAUAACAGAAGACACAGCUUUCUUGACCAGACCUUCUAUCAAGCAGGAUUACCAUACUGGGUUUUUGGUGAAGCUGAGGGUCUACUCUGACACAAGACAUUCAAGAUUCACCAUGUAACAAAAUCACAAGAAGUAGCCAGGUCAUGAAUUGACUGUGUUAUGAGGAACCAGUACCAACACCUCACUUCACACUAACCCUCAUUGGCAUACACUUAACUUUUAUUGACUGUACACAAGUUCUCUUCAGAAAGAGAUGCCAUCCUUCCUUUACCUAUGGAACCUAUUUUGCAGACCAAAAUAUUAAUAUUAUUAUGCUUGACUACAGCCAAAUAGAGUUAAUAGACAAUAUGUUAAUCUAUGUACAGGUCACUUAAUUUGCUGACAUUUCUGUGCAAAUAGUACAUGUACAUCACCAUUCUGUACAUA
Molecule: messenger RNA, 2144 nt
Organism: Branchiostoma floridae (Florida lancelet)
Lineage: Eukaryota; Metazoa; Chordata; Leptocardii; Amphioxiformes; Branchiostomatidae
Product: tRNA (adenine(58)-N(1))-methyltransferase, mitochondrial-like
Exons: 7
Coding region: 184-1836 (550 amino acids)
Biological process (GO): tRNA methylation
Cellular component (GO): tRNA (m1A) methyltransferase complex
Source: RefSeq, a predicted model, not a curated record